Messenger RNA from Papaver somniferum (opium poppy), 2853 nucleotides. RefSeq lists its product as uncharacterized. Gene Ontology annotation, biological process: DNA repair; telomere maintenance. The record is from RefSeq and is a predicted model, not a curated record. Bases 1 to 2853 code for a protein of 950 amino acids. The transcript is spliced from 5 exons. Gene Ontology annotation, molecular function: DNA helicase activity. Lineage: Eukaryota; Viridiplantae; Streptophyta; Magnoliopsida; Ranunculales; Papaveraceae.
AUGAAAAAGGAUGGGAUAUCACCGGAUCAGGAGGGUACACCAUGUGUUUUACCCCCAAUGCAUGUCGGGGGACCAAGGCAGAUGUAUGAGAUCUAUCAGGACUCGAUGCCAAUAACGCGCUAUCAUCAUCAUCCAGAUAUAUUUCUUACCAUGACAGCCAAUCCAAACUGGACAGAGAUACAAGACGCACUUGAUCCUCACCAGACUGCAUCUGAUUGUCCGGAUUUAGUUGCACGAAAGCGUGGAUUGCCUCAUAUGCAUGCACUUAUAUAUCUUGAAAAGUCGCAGAAAAUACGUACAGUUGACCAGGUAGAUAGAUAUGCGUCAGCUGAAUUUACGGACGAGCAAAGUCACCCGGUUCUGUUUGAUACAACGGAGGUGGGUAUCCGGUUUAUCGCCGCAGGAAUAACGGCGUUAGAAGUGGUUGUUCGCGGUGGGCGUAAGGCAACCAACAUUGACAUUGUACCUUACAACCCUCAUUUGCUACGGAUGUUUAACUGCCAUAUAAACGUCGAGGUAUGUGCUGGGAUAAGGGCGGUCAAGUACAUCAACAAGUACAUAUAUAAAGGUUAUGACAAAACAACAUUUGUAGUUGGAUCAGCUGAUGAGAUACAAAUAUACAUCGAUGCAAGGUACAUAGGUCCCCCAGAAGCUGUUUGGCAUCUGUUUGGGUAUCGUAUGCACAGAGAAAUGCCACAUGUUGAAAGGUUGGCAAUACACCUUAAGGGUAUGCAGAGAAUUGUAUAUGAAUCCGAAGCAUCGACUGAAGGAGUGACACAGACAGCUGAGAAUUAUAAAUCUAAACUGAUGGCAUACUUCGAGUACAACGAUGAGAAUCCCGAUGCCCCUGCAUACACGUAUCAAGAAUUUCCGCAGCAUUUUGUGUGGAAAAAAGAUAGAUGGGAAGUAAGGAAGAAACAGUUUGCGAUAGCUAGGAUGUACUUUGUCUCUCCGAGCGUUGGUGAAUUGUUUUACUUGAGAUUGUUAUUGACUGUUGUGGCGGGCGCUCGGUCGUUCGAACAUCUGAGGACUGUGAAUGGCGUGCUACAUCCAACCUACAAAAAAGCAUGUGUUGAGCUUGGGUUAUUAGAGAGCGACGCUGAAUUUGUAUAUUGUUUGAGGGAAGCAGCAACUGUUCAGGUCGGAAGCCAGGUGAGAAAACUCUUUAAGAUAAUUCUGGUAGAUGGCAAUCCAGCUGAACCAGAAUUGUUAUGGAAAGAAUUUAAGAUGAAUAUCUGCGAUGAUUUACAUCACGUUAUUAAAAAAAAGUACGGCAUUCUAGAACCAACGGAUGAAGAGAUCGAAGACUAUGGACUUUACCUGAUUGAUAAAUUACUGCGUGAAGGAGGGAAGGAGAUGGCGCAUUUCUGCUCGAUGCCUAAGUCUAAGAUUAAUUGGGAUGAUGAAUAUGGAAAUCGUUACACAUGCGAGCACAUGCAAAUGAUGGCAGAUAUAGAUAAGAAACAGUUUGAGAAAAAUAUUGCUAACUUGAAUGAGGAGCAACUUGCGGCUUUCAAAGCGAUAACAGAUUCUGUAGAGCGAAGAGAAGGGUCUAAAUUCUUUCUGAAUGGUAGUGCAGGGACAGGAAAAACAUUUGUCUACAAUACCAUUGCUGCGAGCUGCCGUUUGAAAGGGGAUAUUGUUUUGACUGUUGCAUCCUCAGGAAUAGCUUCCUUGCUUUUGGAGGGAGGACGUACUGCACAUUCAACAUUCAGAAUUCCUAUAGAUAUAACAGGCACCAGUGUUUGUUCAAUAGCUAAACAGAAGGAAGAAGCUGAAUUUAUAAAACAGGCGACUUUGAUUAUAUGGGAUGAGGUGCCGAUGCAGCAUAGGUAUUGUAUUGAGGCAGUAAACAGGUUUCUCCAGGAUAUUCAUGAAAAUAAGGAAGAUGACUUCGGAGGUGUGACUGUCGUUAUGGGAGGAGACUUCAGGCAGACUUUGCCAGUGAUACCGAACGGAGGUAGGGCAGAAAUAGUGGGUACGUGCGUCCGUGGAUCCUUUUUAUGGGAUAACAUAAAUGUUUUGACACUCACCAAGAAUAUGCGUCUAGAUAUGCAAGAACCAGAAAAUCGAGCGUAUGCUGAAUUCUUACUCAAGGUCGGUUCCGAACCAGUUGACAAAGUUGAUCUUCCAUCGGCUGUGAACGUAUGUAAAAACAGAACAGAGCUAAUAACAAAGCUGUAUCCCUACCUCACAAAAACACAAAUUUGGAGAGGGGAUGAGGCGUGUUACGAACAAGUUUCGGAGGAGGAACUAACUAACGGAAUGAUUCUCACGGCACGAAAUGAUGACGUUAAUGAGAUUAAUGUGGAGGCACUAAAUUUUUUGGAUGGAGAUUCACACACAUAUCUAGCAGCUGAUAGGUUGACUCCCGAGGAAAGUGGGAGGAUACCACCAAUAAGCAAUGAAUUUCUGCAAAAUCUAAACCUUCCAGGAAUGCCUUUAUUCAAACUACAACUCAAAGUUGGAUGUCCAAUAAUCCUGAUGAGAAAUCUGGCUCCCUCGGACGGACUUUGCAAUGGAACAAGGUUACUGGUGACGCACUGCGGGAAGUAUCUUAUACAAGCUAAAAUUCUGACAGGAAAGAAGAGUAAGAUCGGAGAAGUAGUGAUGUUUCCUAGGAUAUCAUUCCAGCCCAAUAUUUCGGAGUUGAACAUUAAUAUGCUGAGACGUCAGUUUCCGAUCCGGUUGGCGUAUGCAAUGACGAUCAACAAAUCUCAAGGACAAUCGGUGAAACAUGUUGGCAUUGGCUUGAAGACCUCUGUGUUUUGUCACGGCCAACUCUAUGUUGCUUUGUCAAGGUGCACUGCUGCAAAGAGAAUAACUGUGCUACCCGAAGAUAAAUCAAACUGA